Messenger RNA from Vanessa atalanta (red admiral), 1141 nucleotides. RefSeq lists its product as uncharacterized. Lineage: Eukaryota; Metazoa; Arthropoda; Insecta; Lepidoptera; Nymphalidae. The record is from RefSeq and is a predicted model, not a curated record. The transcript is spliced from 8 exons. The coding region runs from base 8 to 1141 and encodes 377 amino acids.
AGUCGGCAUGAGGCGCGCGCGGAGUGUCACUGGGCCCUUAAGGCGCGCCCACCCCGCUUCGGGGGCGACCUGGAAUGUCCAGGUCGUGCGGGGUAAAAUGAGUUCACAGUGUUUGUGGCAUGCAUGUCGAGCGCUCAGUGCCGGCCUGUUACUAAUGCUCCUUGGCGCUGCAAUGGCUGUUAUAGGUUACUACGCGGACACACUGUCAGUGGCUGAGGAAGUACGAGGCAAUGCAACGAUUUCAGUUAAAGAUGAAGCGCGUGGAUUUCAUCUCAAUAAUUUAUCUUACGCCGGGCCUAUCGUGAUGGGCUUUGGAGGAUUUAUAGUUGUGGCAGCCUGCGUUAUGACCUUCGAAGCCCGAGACAGUGCAGCAAAAGUGACACCAGCUCGCCCACAGACAUUGCCACGGCCUCUGCCUCGAAGAGGUCCUUGUGCUGCACCUGCACGCCUCGACCAGCUCGGUGUAUACCGUCUGCCCCAUGUUCUGCCGCUGCCACACGCACUGCCGCUCGCGCCCCCACAUCGCAUCAGACCACCACACGUUUGUCACAGAGUUGGCGGAGUGAAAACAAAAGAACGUGCGCGGUUUGGCUCCGCACCGGACUUGCGGAUCGGUAGCACGCGUGCUACGCUACCCGUCACGGCGCUACGACGCCCACUUCGUCGCUACGCGCUGUCCGUAGAUGAACCACCACAUUCGGCAGUCAGCGCAAGUGCAGCAGAGUCAGAAUGUGGUUCGCAGUCGUCUCUUGCAUUGGACCUACACGCAAGCGGCGCAUGCGCAGGUGUUACGUUGCGAGUGCGUGACAACACACGACGACGCCCACUUGCGCGACAACAGAGGCUCGUAGAAGACUUACAUCCUCCAGUCGAAAGCAUCAGUAUAAUUGGCAACAUAGAAGAAUCUCCACCGAAAAACAACGAAAAGCAGAGCUCCGAGACUGUUGAAAUGGUUCAUCUAACCGUAGAACAAGAGGCGCGUGCGCGAAGUGCUCCUCCUCCCUCCCAUACUUCACCUCCGGUGUCACCUCAAAUUGUAAUAUCACCCCCACUAUCACCUUCGCUUCGAAAAGAAACCAAUAUUCUUAUAGAAAAACCUGACAAUGAUAGCUUCGAACAAUCUCCACCACCGGACGAAUGA